AUGGGUGCCUUUGUCGGAAGUGAGGCGCCCUACUGGAAAGACGCAACCUUUUACCAAGUCUACCCGGCCUCCUUCAAGGACUCCAACAAUGACGGCUGGGGAGACCUUGCGGGUCUCAUUUCCAAACUCGACUACAUCUGCGACCUCGGCAUUGACGUGCUUUGGCUCUCGCCCAUUUUCGAGUCGCCCCAAAAGGACAUGGGCUAUGACGUUUCCGACUACCAGGCCAUCUACAAACCUUACGGCACCGUGCAGGAUGUCGACACGCUCGUCAAAGAGUGCCAUCGGAGGGCCAUGAAGGUCAUCCUAGACCUGGUCGUGAACCACACCUCGUCGGAGCAUCCGUGGUUCAAAGAAUCGCGUUCCUCGAGAAAUAACCGCAAGCGAGACUGGUACAUCUGGAAACCGCCGCGGUACGACGAAAAGGGCAAUAGACGUCCUCCGACCAACUGGCGAGGCUACUUUGCAACCUCGACCUGGACGUGGGACGAGGCCACUCAGGAAUACUACCUCCAUUUGUAUACGGCUCAUCAGCCGGACCUCAACUGGGAGAACAAAGAAUGUCGAGAAGCCAUCUAUCGAGAAAUGCGCUUUUGGCUGGACCGCGGCGUCGAUGGAUUCCGCAUCGACACCGUCAACAAGUAUUCCAAGAGACAAGACUAUGUCGAUGCGCCCAUCGCCGAUCCCACUUCCGAGCACCAACCUGCCCCGGAGAUGUGGUGCAAUGGCCCCAGAAUACACGAGUUCAUCAACGAGAUGAACCGCGAGGCCUUGGCUCCCUACAAUGCCGUUUCUGUCGGAGAGCUGUCCUCAACGCCGCACCCGUCGCAGGCUGUCCCCUACGUCUCUGCCGCCGCCAAGGAGCUCGACAUGGUCCUCGAGUUGUCCGUCAUUCGUCUUGGAACCGGAGAUGGUUUCGGCGCCAAGUACAUCUACAGCCCAUACCCGCUCACCAAACUCAAAGCCCUCACACAAACGUGGCAGUCGUUUAUUGAGGGCACAGACGCCUGGACAACCGCCUUCAUCGAGAACCAUGACAAUGGCCGAGCAAUAUCGCGAUUCGGGAAUGCCUCUACGCGCGAAACCUGGUUGUCGUCUGGUAAGUGUAUUGCUCUGUGGCAAGCUACCCUCACCGGGUCGCUUUUCAUCUACCAAGGACAAGAGAUUGGUAUGGUGAACAUGCCAGGCAUUUGGGGCGUCGAGGAAUACAAGGAUGUCGAAAGUCGCAACUUUUACGCCGAGGCGGCCGCGUCAGGGAGUGACAAGAGGACGCGAGAUACGAUCAAGGGCCUGCAAAUCCUGGCAAGAGACCACUCCAGAAUCCCUUUUCAAUGGGACAACUCUCCCCACGCCGGAUUCACCGACGGCGGCAAACCAUGGAUGCGGGUGCAUGACAAUUACCCCUCCAUCAAUGCCGCGCAGCAAAUCCAAGACCCAACGUCAAUCCUGAGCUUUUACAAAAUGCUCCUCAGGACGAGAAAGGCGUACCGAGACAUCUUCAUCCACGGAUCGUUCAAGCUGAUUGACGCAGAAGACGAAAAUCUCUUCGCAUAUGUCAAGACAUCUAGCACUCGGACGAAUCGGCGUGGCCGAUUUGCCAAGGCAGUCGUGGUGCUGAACAUGAGUGACCAAGAACACGAAUGUCCGAAUCUACAGGAGUCUCUGAGCGGCGGCAAUGACGACUGGCAUUGUUUGAUCAGUACUGAAACAGAUGUCGAAGGGAGCGAGCCAGAUGGACGGUCGUUGAUUGGAGCUUGGCACGGGCGCUUGUAUGUCAAUUUUGGCGAAUGUAAAUAA
This is a messenger RNA of Metarhizium album ARSEF 1941, 1797 nucleotides long. RefSeq names its product alpha-glucosidase. The record is from RefSeq and is a predicted model, not a curated record. Gene Ontology annotation, biological process: oligosaccharide catabolic process. The transcript has a single exon. NCBI's taxonomy places the organism in Eukaryota, Fungi, Ascomycota, Sordariomycetes, Hypocreales, Clavicipitaceae. Gene Ontology annotation, molecular function: alpha-amylase activity. The coding region runs from base 1 to 1797 and encodes 598 amino acids.